AUGUCUUCCGGAGGCAAAGGAAAAGGUAAUUUGAUAUCGUGAAGGGUUUUUAAGUUUUUGUGUGUGGUAUCUCUUUUUUUUCUGGUGAUAUUUAAGUUCGACAUCCAUGUUAUAACUUUUUUUUUUCCAAAUUUUUUUUCACAACCAGCUUUCCAGCAGCGAUGAAGCGCGACAAGAAGGACGAGGAAGCCAGUGGCAACAUCUACGCCAAUUUGGACAAGACUUCGGUGCUUCAGGAGGUAAGAAAAACUUAUUGAUGUAAUUUUACAAAAUAUUAGGCUCGAGCUUUCAACGAAACUCCUAUCAAUGCCAGAAAGUGCAGCCUGAUUUUGACGAAGCUGCUCUACAUCAUUUCUCAAGGUAUUUGAAGUUAUACCUCAUAAUUUAAUUAUCUUUGCUUAAAGGCGAGCAAAUCGGCAGAACCGAGGCGACGGAGGCUUUUUUCGCUGUGACGAAGCUGUGGCAGAGCAAAGAUGCCAAUCUUCGAAGAUUGGUUUAUAUUGUCGUCAAGGACCUGUCCACCAUUUCUGACGAUGUGAUCAUUGUUACGAGCAGUUUGACCAAGGUUUCAAAUUUUUAAACAAUACUUUCAACUUCGUUCGAUUAAGGACAUGACGGGCCGUGAAGACAUCUACAGGCCGGCGGCCAUUCGAGCUCUCUGCAGAAUUACGGAUACCGGAAUGUUGCAGACCAUUGAACGAUACAUGAAACAGGUGAGGAAGAUAACCACAAAUAUUUUUUUCCAAUUAAAAUUUUUCUAGCCUUUAUCUUGAACGUAAAUUUGAGCAAAAAACACAAAAUUGUUUUAACGGCCUCAAUUUAGUUACCUUAUUGUCGUCAAAAUGAUGCCCCUUUGAUAAAGUCCUUUUAAUCAGAAAAUUGGAACAUGUAGCGGAAAAAUUAAAAUAAAUUAAAGAUGAAAAUUUGUAGAAAAGAGGAUCUAUUUUACAAAUUUUUUAAGUCGUUGAGCAAUAAUUUUUCAAAUGAGUUCUCUUUUUUCAUUUCUUGGUUUUCCUUGGGGAGUUUGAGUAAUAUUAGUACGAAAAAAAUUUAUUUUAGGCGAUUGUGGACAGAAAUGGAGCUGUCGCCUCGGCGGCGUUGGUGUCCUCGACGCAUCUGAUGAAGAAAAGCGCGGAAGUGGUCCGUCGCUGGGCCAACGAAGUCCAGGAGUCAGUUUCUUCGGACAACCACAUGGUCCAGUACCACGCCCUCGGUCUUCUCUAUCACAUCCGUGUCAAUGACCGCCUCGCAGUAAACAAACUCGUCCAGAAGUUCAGCAAGAACUCGCUCAAGUACUGAAACUUGGGCUAUAUCAAAGAAAGAUGACGGCUUCAGGUCGCCCUACGCCAUCUGCUACUUGAUCCGAAUCGCAGCUCGUUUGUUGGAAGAAGAUGAUCAGUGAGUUUCAUUAAGUGUAUAGAGAAAAAAAAAAGUUGAGCUGAAAAAACGUCCUUUUUUGAAAAGGUCUUGACAAAUAUCUUCACUCAAAAAACUAGCUUUUCUUUUUAAUAAGCAAAGAAGUUGAAAUACAAACUAUUUUACCAAUGGAGCUUUUUAUUUCCCACAAAAUUCGUCGUUCAACCUAAUAAAAUCCAAUUUUCUGCAGAGCCGACUCGGCCAUCUUCACCUUCAUCGAGUCCUGCUUGCGGCACAAGAGCGAAAUGGUCGUUUAUGAGGCCGCCAGUGCAAUCGUCUCGCUUCCCAACAUCACUGCGUAAGUUUUAGGAGAUCCAUAAAUUCAACAAAUGUCAGCGUUUUCCAAAAAAAAAAAGUCUUUACUUUCAAAUUUUUGUGAAGCGCUUCGUGGUCUAUGUACUAGUGUAUUCAUGUGGUCUGAUGGCCUUUUGAGAUUUCUAUAAGCCUGGAAAUAAUCAAAAGUUUUUUAGUAUAAAUUUGGGAUAAAUGGGCAAAUUGACAUUUUUUUUUAGAGCAGUGGUGAUGUUUGAAGAAAAAGAAGCUUUAGCAUGAGUCCUCUGGUUUUAAAUUAUCCCACAACAAAGAAAGCGAAUAUCAUUUACUUGAUUAUCCAAUGUUAAUAAAAAGUUGAGAAAGUGAUUGAACUUUAUUAAAACGAAAAAGAAGCUUUUGGAUGAUGCCUAAUCUGCAAAAGGCUCUAAGUUUUCAAGAAACUCUUGUGCUUCUUUAAAUACUUUAGAAAACUGCUUCAAAAGUUGAUUAACUCGGAAAAAAUAUAGACAUAUUAAUGGAAUCAGAGCAGUUAGACAUUUGGUUCAAUUUCGCUUCCAAUUCCGCGUUUCAGAUCUGAAUUAUCUCCUGCAAUCACCGUUCUUCAACUGUUCUGUUCUUCGCCAAAAGCCGCUCUUCGUUUUGCUGCCGUCAGAACCUUGAACAAGGUUUUUUCAAAGAAAGUCUUCUAAAUAUUUAUUUUUCUUAGGUUUCCAUUAAGCACCCGAACUCGGUCAUGAGCUGCAAUGUCGAUUUGGAGAAGCUCAUCUCGGAUUCCAACCGGUAAUCCCGUUGCUCAAAAAAUAUAAGAAGAAAAAAGAAUAUUUUCAGUUCAAUCGCGACUUUGGCCAUCACCACCCUUUUGAAGACUGGCCGGGAAUGCACUGUCGAAAAAUUGAUGACUCAAAUCAGCGGCUUCGUCAAUGAGAUCAGCGACGAGUUCAAGGCAAAUUAAUUCUAGUUUGGUUCAAAAAUUAUUUUUUUCGUCUUCAGAUCGUUGUGGUCGACGCGAUCCGCUCACUCUGCGGUCGUUAUCCCAAGAAACACACGGUGAUGCUCCCGUUCCUGGCCAAGAUGCUGCGGAACGACGGCAGCUACGACUACAAGAAGGCGAUCGUCGACACCGUCAUCGCCAUCAUCGAGGAGAACCCCGAGGCCAAGGGAACCGGUCCGUUUUUUGCUCUUCUUCGGAAAAUAGAGACAUAUUUUUUUAAAUUUGAAACCAUUCCAGUUAAAAUUUCAUAGUUUCAUUCAAAAAGCAAAAAAAUUAAGUUUUUCCAGCUUUGAAAUUGCGCUUUUAACACAUCAUUAUUAUCGAUAACAGAAAACGUUUACAGUUAUAAAAAAAAUGUUCUUUUUUUCCAUUUGCCCUUCGUUUACCUAGGUUUUAUAUACUUUAUAACGUAUCGUCUUUCUUGUAAUAUUUAUUUUUAUUGUUUUUUUGACAUUGAGAAUCAUGACCUUAAAGUUCGUGGCCGCCUAUUGCCUUUUGUGUGAAAGAAAACAUUGAUUUUAGAUUCAGUUUUAUUUUUUUCACAGGACUCGCCUAUCUUUGCGAGUUCAUCGAAGACUGCGAGCAUGAGACUCUUUCGACUCGAGUCCUGCAUCUUCUGGGAAGGGAAGCGCCCAGAACCAACAACCCCAGCAGCUACAUCCGAUACAUCUACAAUCGUGUCAUCUUGGAGAAGUCGAAGGUAAAUUUUGAUGAAGCUGCUAAAACUAAAGAGCAAAAAAUUAACCAGAAGUCAGAACGUGGUCAUACUUCAAUACAUUAUUUCCAAUCAUCUCUUUUUUUAUCGGUAGUUUCGAGCCUGUUAGGAGCUGUUAGAACAUUUUUGAAAUAAAUAUUUUUCUCUUUUUUGAAAAUGUUUCCAAUGGAACUUCUCUAUUAAUUUUCAAUUCGAGUGGAAAGAUAUAGAAAAAAAUAAGCGUCAUGUUGUUUUUUUACAAACUACAAUAUUUCCGAUUGGUAGAUUCUGAGAAACAAAAAAACGAGCGGUUUUGAAAAAAAUCUGCCUAUUUAGCCGAUUUCCGAUUGUUUUUUUGCGAUUUCGAAGCGUUUGACGACGAAUUUUUUUCCAAAUUUUUGGCAAAAGUUAGAGAUUUUUCAUUUCAAUAUACCUCUUUGAUUCUUCAAAUUUUUUAAUCACAUGUUUUUACAGGUCCGAGCCGCGGCUGUCACUGCUUUGGCCAAGUUUGGCGCCCAAUGUGUCGAUCUUCGCGAGUCGAUCAAGGUUCUUCUAAAACGUUGUCUUCUCGAUUCUGAUGACGAGGUAUUCUAAAUCCGAAAUUUAAAAAAAAUUCAAAAUUUUCAAGGUUCGCGACCGUGCGACUUUCUACCUGAACAUGCUGACUACCGCUCCUCCAACUGUCAUCAGCAACUUUUUGCUCGAUGGCCUUCAGGUUAUCAUUUUUUUUCGGCUUUUGUACAAUUGGCUGAAUUCAGGUGUCCCCAUCUGGUCUUGAACGCGCCGUUUUGGAAUAUUUGCGAGGAAAUUCGUUCGCGUCGCCCUUCGACCUGAAGGUCGUUCCAGUCACUUCGCAGCCGUUGUCCCAGCCACAGAAAAGAGUUCCGACGAUCGAUGAAGCCUUGGAGGCACCGAAACCGGCCAAGAAGGAGCCCUAUGCCGGUUUGUUUUUUUUUUUUCUUAUGAAAGUUUUUUAGAGUUGAAAAAAAUUGAAUAAUAAAUAAACCUCUGGGCUAAAGUUAGAAGGGAUUGAAGAACUUGCAUUAAAUAAAAAUUUUCUGAAAUUUUUUUCCCACAGUUCUUCAUUUUACGUAUGCUUGAACUGUCUAGGUUGUCUGCGCUCUCUUCCGAAAAAAACUUUUUGGAAAAAAAUGGAAUUAGCAAUUUUGAACUGAAGCGCAGAAUAGCGAGGUUCAUCCAAGUCUGAAAAAAAUUUUUAAAGUUUUUUUUUUUAUCAAAAAGGUAAUGUUGAUGAUGCUUUUGAAAACAGUUUUAGAUUCACUUUUCUCCUAAUCCGUUUUGUUUUCUCGUGAAAAAACCCCUUUUAAAAAUUAUCACCUUCUUUUGAUAGACGAAGGAAAAAAAACUGUACAGCGAUUGAAUUCUGAAAUUUUCAUUUUAUAAAUUUCCAAGGAUAUUUUUUCCAGAAAAACUCGCCGCCAUUCCCGAUUUUGCCGCUCUCGGCCCGCUUUUCAAGUCCUCGCCUCGUACUGCUCUCACCGAAUCUGUCGCGGAAUACACUGUCCAUUUGAUCAAACACACGUUUGCCAAUUCUGUUGUUCUAGAGGUUCAUCUACUUCUCUUUAACUACCUUUCACAUCAUUUAUUUCCAGUUUGACUGCAAAAACACGCUCAACGACCAGUUGCUCCUGGACGUGAGCAUCGAAGUUGAAGAUCCCGAACAAGAAUGGACUCCUCGCCUCUCAAUCCCCAUUCAAAAGUUACCCUAUGGAGAGGCUCAAUCCUCCUAUAUCGUCCUGGACUUCCCUGAUUCUGGUUUUGAAUUGAAAUUUUUUUUUAAUGUAUAAUUUUAUAUUAUAGGAAGUAUAAGCGGAACCCUGGCCGCCACGUUGAAAUUCAAGGUGAUGGAUGUGGAUCCAACGACCGGAGAGCCCGAUUCAGAGGAUACCUACGACGAUACCUAUGUGGUUAGUUUUUCAAACUUACUCUGAAAAACAAAAUAUUUUUUUGAAAAAUAUAUUUUCAAUGUGACGGAAUUUAUGGAAUUGUCUUAUUUUUUUAAAUUCGGUCUUGGAAAUUUUCUAAUUGUUCAUCACUAUGCUAAUACUUAAGUCAAAAAAAUAGAAUAUAACUCAUUUCAAGGAUCGAGAAGCAUAUAAUAUAAGCUAUCAGAAAAGUUUUGGUUUAACAUCGAAUAACUUUGUAGCUGGAAGAAGUGGACAUUGCCGUUUCGGACUCGGUCCAAGGAUUCUCCAAAACAUCCUUCAACCCCGCCUGGGACGCACUGACGGACGAAACUGAAAGAGAAGAAACAUUCCAACUGUCCUCCGUUUCCAGUAUUCCUGAAGCCGUCAAAAAGGUCUCAAAGAUCAAAAGAUCAACUCAUAAUUAUUUUCUUCAGAUAUCAGAAAUUCUGGGCCUUGCUCCUUGUGAGAGAUCAGAUCGCGUUCCUGAAGGCAAAACUCAGCACACGACCUUCUUGUCUGGCAUUUUCCGUGGUGGUUUUGAGGUCGGUUUGGUCAAUUUUUGACAUUUUUUUGCUUUUUCGGAAAAGGCAAGAAAAAUUCAAUGCAAUUUUUUGAUACGCUGUCUCUGAAUUAAUUUUCGAAAUCUGUUAUUUCGGUUUUAAAAAAAGCUUAGGGAUGCUCAAAGUGCAAAAAAUGCUCAUUUUUUAAUCUCAGGUGCAACUCCCGUUAGAAAAAUUCAUGGCAACGUAAAAUUUUUUUGGAUUAAAAGAAAAAAAUCAGUAGAAAAAUAUGUGUUUUUUUCAACCUGGCUUGGGUCAUGUGAAAAUUAAACUUUGAAAAAAAUUUCUUAAUUUUGUCGAUAUAAAGUCUCUAAUUUCGAUUAUGAAGUUUUUUUAUUUCACUUUUUUUAAUAUCUGGUAAACAUUUGACAAAAAAAGUAAUAAACAAAAGUAAUAAACAAAAUUAGGAAAAGCGUAAUGCAAAAGGUCAGAUUCAGCAAGUUAAAAAAAGAAAAAAUUAAAAGUAGUUUUUAAAUCAAAAUUUGCACAUUUUCCUUUUUUAAAAAAAAUUUUUUUGGCCUUUAUCUAUUCAUAAAUGUAAUAUUGAGUUUUUGAAUGAUUGAAAGUUUUUCAAAAUAAAAAAAGAUAAUUAAAUAUUUGUUUCAUGUUUCUAGCAAUACUUUUUAAAUGCAGCUCUCUUGAAUAGUGAGUAAUCGAAUUUCGUUUAAAACAGAAAAAUAUAAAGAGCGAAUAUUUUUCGAACAUAAAUUUUUUUUUCCCAUAAGACGUCACCUUAUUUCUCUACUGUGAAGAGAACCAAAGUUUUAUAAUUUUUUCACUUAGGUGCUGGCAAAAGCGACAGUGGCAAUAGAUCCUCACGACAACUCGAUCAACAUGAACAUCUUGAUCAGGUUGGUGUCGAAUCAGGGGGUGAAAUGGCUCGGCAUCGAUCCGUGUCACAAGGGAGCCGCUCGGCGAGCCUACAACGCGAGAAUCGCGUCUCCUCAGCCGUUUUUGCAUUGUUCGGCCCCGUCUCAAAACACUUGCGCUGGUCAAAUGUUUGCCUUGCGUCAUAGUGUUCGCUAUUUCUCACCAUCCAGCAGCUUCCCUUUUAGGCCUGACUUUUUUGAACUGUAUAAAGUAGCUUUUUAACAUCGUAAUAUGAUAGGAGGCUUUUUUAGAUGCUUUAUUGAUUGAUCUUUUUUUGAUAGCUUUUUCAAUUUUUUGAUUGAAGCUUUCGAAUAUUUUUUGCAUCAACCUUUUAUAAUUGGUAAAUUGUUUCCAAUUCCGUGUUCAGAGUAAUUUCUGCGCAAUUCAAAAUCAUCUCGGGCUCUCAAAAUUUAGUUAUCUUUUCCAUUCUCUGACGGUUAUUUUGAAUUUCGCGGAAUCUCUUUGAACACAGAAUGAAAAUCUGCAAGCAAAAAAAUAAAUUGGGUGGGUUAGGUUCGAAAAUUUUAUCAGGAUUUUUUCAAAAAUUGUUGAGUUUCAUCAGGAUUUUUUCAAAAAAAGUUCGAAUCUCAUUUUAACGCUUUCGUGCGACUUUUUUUUUGAAAUCUGACAGCUUGAAGCUCUUAAAAUCCUGUCUGCAUGACGCUAUUUGCAUACCUUUUAAUAAGAUUUCUCGCAAUAAGGAUAUUUCUCAGAGAUGAAGCAUCAAUAAAUACUUCCCUAUAAACAUAUUUUUUCAAAUCUGCAAGAACUUUUAUUAACAAACGAAAUCCACAAUGAAAAUAUUCAGAUCGGCGGAGCAGGUCGUCGUCGACCUCGUGGUCAGCGCGAUCGUCUGA
This is a messenger RNA of Caenorhabditis auriculariae, 7589 nucleotides long. NCBI's taxonomy places the organism in Eukaryota, Metazoa, Nematoda, Chromadorea, Rhabditida, Rhabditidae. The record is from the annotation of a GenBank genome assembly.